AUGCAUCUCGUUCUGACAGGCGCUACUGGCCUAGUCGGCUCCUCCGUCCUAGACGCCAUGCUCAAAAACACGAGCAUCUCUAAGAUCUCGAUUCUGAGCCGAAGAGCCGUGCCCAUGGCUGACGACGCGAAAGACCCGCGUGUCCGCGUCAUCACACAUCGUGAUUUUAAAUCGUAUGGACCAGAGGUCCUGGACCAAUUGAAGGGCGCCGAAGGAUGCGUUUGGGCCUUGGGAAUCAGUCAAAGCCUGGUCAACGCAGACGAGUAUGUCAAAAUCACCAAGGACUACGCGCUUGCUGCAGCCAACGCGUUCUCGACGCUCGAAACUCCACAGCACCCCUUUCGCUUCGUAUAUGUAUCUGGCGAAGGAGCGACACAAAAUCCGGGGCGAUUCUCACCAAUCUACGCUAGAGUCAAAGGCGAAACUGAGAAGCUCUUGGGAGAUCUAUCCCAACAAAAUCCCCGUAUCCGAGUCGACAGCAUGAGACCUGGAUUCGUUGAUUUCGCAGCUCAUGACUCUAUCAAGCCCUAUAUCCCGACGCCAGGGAUCUCCCUGAGGGUACUUCUGUCUAUCGUAGGUCCGCCUGUUCGGGCAUUUUACUCGCAAGCGCAAUCUCCGACAGAGCAGCUGGGUGGAUUCUUGACCGAGAUGGCGAUGGGUCGGAUGGAAGGGAAAUAUGAAGGUGUGGGUGUAUUCAAGCUUGGGGGUAGCUGGAUUGUUGAAAAUAAGGGUAUGCGGAGGAUAAUGGGAUUGUAA
Molecule: messenger RNA, 756 nt
Organism: Penicillium maclennaniae
Lineage: Eukaryota; Fungi; Ascomycota; Eurotiomycetes; Eurotiales; Aspergillaceae
Product: putative nucleoside-diphosphate-sugar epimerases
Exons: 2
Coding region: 1-756 (251 amino acids)
Source: RefSeq, a predicted model, not a curated record